Messenger RNA from Ctenopharyngodon idella (grass carp), 5753 nucleotides. RefSeq names its product pleckstrin homology domain containing, family G (with RhoGef domain) member 2 (gene plekhg2). The transcript has 4 exons. Gene Ontology annotation, molecular function: guanyl-nucleotide exchange factor activity. Lineage: Eukaryota; Metazoa; Chordata; Actinopteri; Cypriniformes; Xenocyprididae. The coding region runs from base 39 to 4751 and encodes 1570 amino acids. The record is from RefSeq and is a predicted model, not a curated record.
CUGGCAGUGAAGGGGAGUUGUGCCCACAGGCUGAUAGCAUGGGCUCUUCAGGCAGUACCAGUACUCUGGCAUCCUCCGUCAUUGAAGUUGAAUCUGGUCGUGAUGAUCUGGCUUUAUGUCAGGAUGAGGAUGACAUGACCCCACUCCCUCCACCACCAACACUGUCCAUUACUGAGGAAAUCAUGCAGUUCAUUAACCAGAGCCGUGCUCGACAAGGCAUGGCAGAGUUAACAUCUGAAGUGUGCCAGUUGACUCCAGAGUCCCUAGAAGUCCAGCCACUGGAGGCACAACAGUCAGAUGAAUCCAAACCACUAAUAUCUGAGGUGGAUGAAAAUAAACAUCAGACCAACGAUGCCAAAGUACCAGAGGCAGACAACAAACUGGUAGAUGAGUCAGACAAAGAUGAGAGCAGCCCUCCAUCCUGUGAAGCAAAUGUUGCUUCACCAGAGGAGCUUGAGAGAGCAUCAUCACCAUUGCACACCUCCAAAGAAGUGAAUCAAUCAGAAGAGUUGACUUUACCAGAGCCCAGUCAUAGUGAAUCAUCUAAACCAGAGAUGGAGAAGACCAUAAGUGAAAAAGAUACUAAGGGCUCUGUUAGUAAAAGUGAAGAGCCUCAUCUAUCUGAUAAUUUGGACAAAACUGAUGAUACCGCAUGUGAGGCCAGUUCAGCUUGUGCUCACAUUGGUACUACAUUGAAAGCAACUGAAAACUCUCUUGUCCUCAAAGUAGAACCUGAGCAAAAACUGACCAAAAGUGACAAGCAGAUUAUUGAGAAGAUACGCAGCUAUUAUGAGGCCGCAGAGGCAGGUGUCGAGGAGAGUCAGAUGGCACGAAGGAACAGCUUCUCUAAUAUUCCUGCAGGAUUAGUGAAGGAUUCUGUGUCCCGAUUCAAUGUUUGUGUUCACCAAGAUAGUCUAGUUGAAUCUGAGAGUGGCCUCUCAGACUCAGUUGAAACUGACUCAGGAUCUUCAUUACUCCCAAUAUCAGACCAAGCUGACCAGACUUUCAACCAUCAGGAAUCUGCUGAUAUAGUCAUUCCUCUCUCACAUUCCGAUGUUAGACAAGAACAAAAAGAAAAAUUAGACAGCAAGACUGCAGAAGAAAAUGAUGUAGAAAUGUGUAAAUUCAGUCCCUGUAUGAAAUUGUGGAAGGAGAAAGAAAGAAUUGGUGAAGAGUCUCAAAAAAAUCCAAAAGCCCCUCUUCCAAAAGAGAACAGCUGUGUUGAACAUACAGAUGUUUCUGAGAAAAAUAAGACAUCUAUAAAUUGCACAACAACCCUAGUACAACAAAAGCAAUCUGAACAUUCACAGUGCAAUCCAGACACUUCAGACCCAUCUAAUCUGCAGACGACAGAGACAGCGGAUACAUCUCUUCAAUAUGGAAGAAGAACCAGAGCUAGAAUGUCUUCUAAUGGAAGCCUGGACAGCCUUCCUAGUCAGAUUAAAGUUGGCCGGUGGUCGCGUCAUGGCAAGGUGGUAACAUGUAGUCAUACCCUUUAUGAAGGAAUGGCAGAGGUACCAGAUUUAGAGUUUCUUGAGGGUGGACCAGUCAACCAAUGCUUGGUAGAGAACUCAGAAAAGAUUCUUAAUAAAGUGCAAAUGCUUGCACGCAUGUACACUGCCAAGGCAAGCAGCAUGAAGGUACCACUACAUCAGAAGAAAACACGAGUGAGUAGGGGAGCAUGGUCAGUGGAGGGAAAAGGAAGCACUUCACCUAAGUCGCAGCAAGUACAGCUGCACCAGGGGGACAUGAGAAUACUAAGUCAGCCCACAGAAGAAUCUUCAGUAUCCACACCUACUGAGCCUUUUGGUCACAUAAUUUUAAGGGAGAAGCUGUCUACAAUGUAUCACCAAGAAAAUGAUUGUAAUCUCAUUGGGCCUCCAGAUGAGAUCUCAGCAAUUGGAUCUGAUUCACUGUCUUUUUCUUCUGCUGAGUCCUCUGCUACUUCAGUUCAAAUAUUAACAACUGUUAUGGAAUCACAGGUCUCUGUGAUAUCAGACCAUAGAGAAAGCUCCUUAGAAAAAUUUGAGUCUAAAAUACAUGGAGCUGAAUCCUUGUCACUUCCAACUUCUGGAGCUCAUGUCCAAGAAAUGCCAUCCAACCUCUCUGGAUUUCCUUUGGAUGAGCAUGCUUACAACAUACCACAGUCCAUUCAGGAGAACUAUUCAAAUGUUGGGGACAAAUUCAUUUCAAUAAAUAGGACUGAAGUAGGACAGAUAUUGCAAGAGGAAAACACUGCUUUUGUGAGCAAUUCUGGUUCAAGUGGUGAACAUUUUAUUGACCCAGUAGUCAUUAAACCUUUAGAAGAAGAGACUCACAGUGUGGAAGAGAAAAGUGUGUCAAUUGUACAGGACUGUGAAAGAAUAUUGGCCAUAGAUGAUAAACAAAAUGAAAUACAUACAGGACAUUUGAAAUCCAAGCAGGUCCAAGAUGACACUGAAACCACUAGCUUGGAGGAAAUAACACAUGUAGUGUCCUCUGUUAACGAAGUAGGUGCAUGUCCCCCAUUACAGUCAGCAGCCUCCUUGAAAAACUGUGUUUCAACCACUUUGGUCAUAUCUGAGGAAUCAGAGCAGUCAUACCCUUUGGCCCAGUUGCAGGAGGAUACAACUAGCCCUACACAACUGGCACCUCUGUUUGGUACAUGUGGCAAGUGUAGUCCACUAGAUAUUAAAUCCAAAGAAGACCUGAGCAAUAGUUCAAAGUCUUUGAGCCCACCCUCUACACCCCCUUUAGGUGGACCUUCUUUGGAUGAGCUUCCAAGAUUUACUAGCCAAAGACCUUCCAAUCUACCCUCCACUGCUGGAAAGAGGAGUCCCUUUGCCAAUUGGAAUUCAUCAUCUCCAGUCGCUCAAAGAGUGCCACAUACUUCAUUGCGGACUGAAGAACAGAUUCAGGAUACUUCUGAUUUUGGUCUUUCUCAUAAUAGACAAUCUUUAUCCCAUGCUCUUAAUGAUAAACCUUUACACAUUCCCUUUGGUUGUGGACGUCCAUUAGAUGCAAAACCACCCUCUGCCUUUAGCCCAAACCUGCGAAUGCGGUCACCCUCUCCAGUUAGAGGUGCCCAGAACUCCAGACCUUCCUCAACGCCCUCAGCUCUUGCAAAGUCUCUUGCUGCCUCUUGCAUCAGUCAGACGAUUUCUCAAAGCAUGGCCAAGAGAGGUGCACAUCUUCAGACUGCUUCCCCACCUGUAAGCUCCUCUCCUCUGCCCACAUCUUCUGUGAGACUUAGGACACCAUCACCUAAAGCCAUCACCUUGGACUUAAGUGUGGAGUCAGGUUUUAGAAGUACAUCCAGCACUGGGGUAGGAAACCCCCAAGGUCAAGCCACAAGGUCUUCUCCAUCCCCAUUUAGAUCAAACAGUCUUCGAUCUAGCCCAGCAACAGUUCAGUCCCCUCCUCCUUUUCGUAGUCAACGGUCAGUAUCCCCUGCACCUCCAGUUAGCCUCCAUUCAACUCCAUCUGCCAACAGCCCAAGCGCCGCAGCUCUUGAACAGUCUCCUUACACCAGUUUAAAUGGCAAUAACAACAAUAACAACAGUUUGAGUAAUAACGGUUUGGUCACUAACCACAAAAAAGCACCACACUCAAAUGUGGGUGGACUCCCUCAUUUCCAUGAUUCUCAACGAACAACCUUGCACAAUAGGGUGGCUCGGCCCUUCCCGUCCUCCGAGCCCAGCUCUCGUGUACAGUCCCCCUCUAUUUGCCCCUCUCCAAUUUCUCGAAUCUGCUCCCCUCCACCUGCCCCGAACCAUUCAAGUAAUCUGGUAACAAAGCCACCGAAUCCCAGAGCCCCCAGACAAGGUGGCUUUUUUACCCCUCUAUCUUUGGACAUCUCAAGAUCAACGUCAGCUUGUUCAAUAUCUCCAUGUGAGAGCCCCAGAAUCACCUCCCCACCCCCUAUUGGCAUUCCUACAAGUGUAUGGGGCUUUGCAAAUCCACAGCCAAGGAAUCCCUCAUUAAUAAAUGCAUGUUCUCCAACAAAAGCGGAAACAAACUCUACACCAAAAGGCACCAGAAUCAUCUCUCCUACCCCAAUGGGAACGUCUCCAUGUUCAGCAACCAUCUCUCAGAGCCAGAGGAGGCUACGAGGAACCAGUUUGCCCUUUGUUGCUCUAGGGGACAGACCACCCAGUCCAAAAAGGCACCAACGCAGGUCUUGGGCAGAAAGUGAACGAUGGUCAAUGGGUUCAGAAUUGGGGUUAACAAGUCCUCGUGGGGGUUCAUACAGUGGUAGCCCAUCUUCUAUCAGUCCUGGCCCUCUUUCACCUGUCAGACUAACAGCUGAAAGGACCAGUCAUAAUGGAAAACAUUUCACAAGCAUUGCCUGGCCAGAUGUACAUGAUCUGUUGAUUAAAUACAACACAGAGCCCAAUACUGAAACCGAUGCUUUGUCCUACGCCGAGACAGAGCAAGAUGACAUAGAGGUUGCAGAAUCUACAUGUCGGAGCACCCUGAUCUGUCCCUAUGUCGCUCCAGCCAGCCCCAAUGAGAGAGAGACUCCCAUUCAUUGCCCAGCUGAGGGUAAAACAGAAGACAGUGUUAUUAAUCAAGGGUCCAAAACAACAUUAAAAACCAGUUAUGCCACCACCGUCAACUUGCAGAUUGCCGGGAGUGGGAGGAUAGCAUCCUUUAGCAAUGCACAAGUCAGCCUGACUCAAACACUGUCCCCUGUAGCAGACAGCCAGAGCAGAAGAAGGGUCAGCAUCAAUAGCUGCAACUUCUCAAUGCAGAACUGCAAAAGGCUUUGAGUGGUGUGCUCCUGAGGUCUAGUAUUGUGCCUCAUUCUUCAAAGACACUUUAUCUGGCACUUUAGCAUGUAGCAGAGGAGUCAGCAUAGAGAUCCAAAUCCACUUCACUCAGACGGGAAAGAAUUCACGGACAAUAAAAUACGGGUAUCAGCCAGUUGAUACUAUGGUCAGUGAUUUAUUUUUUUUUAACCCUCAACCCUACUUCUUGGCCAAGAUACAAGUCAAACAUCAAAAAAAAAAAAAACGAUUGCUUUGCUAUAUUUGGCAGUGUUUAUUUUAUUGCUUUUAAGACUCUGUAAUAUGCAAAUUCAUUAUACGUAAUUGAACUAAAGCCUCUGUCAUUACAGGCUUUUAGUUGGCUGUGAUAUAUAAAGAACUUAUUUAUGAAGUAGUUGUUUUCUGGCACUUAACUCUUGUUUCUUUGUUUUGCACAUUUUUCUCGAAUGUGGUCCAGACGUGUCUGUAAAAUAGUGUGUUUCAGACAAAACAUUCUCAUGUAUGUUGUGUUCUAUACAAAUUUGCUUAAGACAUUUGAAAACAAGGGAACAUGAAUCGCUGCUUUGAUUGAUGUUAAUACGAACAUCGAAACAUCUGAUCUGAUAUUUUAUAUUGAUGAAAAUGUUUGCUGUACAAUUAAAAAAAAGCAUUCCAUCAUGCUUAAGAACUGUACUCUGGUGUGGACUAAGACAAGGUAAUCCUGAUCAAAUGGACUCUUGAACUUUCUGUUUUAAAUUUUAGUGUUUUUUUAAUGUAAUGCGUUGUUGAUUUCUAAAUGAGAUUGUUACAAUCACUUAAUGCUUAAGCUAAUUAAACAUAUAUCUCAAAUUUGUUUACCUAUGGCCUUUAUGCUCCACAUCAUGCCUGCCACAUUAUGCAAAGAAAACAAAUGUUCAAAGUCUGUUCUCUGUACUUUAAAAAAAAAAAAAAAAAAAAAAAUCCAUGAUUGUCACACUGUAAUGUGCCCUCACUUAUUUGUACCUAAAUAAAACCUGCAUAGUGUAA